This is a messenger RNA of Chinchilla lanigera (long-tailed chinchilla), 3269 nucleotides long. RefSeq names its product patatin-like phospholipase domain containing 1 (gene Pnpla1). The coding region runs from base 461 to 2131 and encodes 556 amino acids. Gene Ontology annotation, biological process: lipid homeostasis; triglyceride catabolic process. Gene Ontology annotation, molecular function: triacylglycerol lipase activity. The transcript is spliced from 10 exons. The record is from RefSeq and is a predicted model, not a curated record. Gene Ontology annotation, cellular component: cytoplasm; lipid droplet; membrane. Lineage: Eukaryota; Metazoa; Chordata; Mammalia; Rodentia; Chinchillidae.
AGCACGCAGAGCCAAGGGCAGAGGUUUUGCAACUGGAUGCGUGGGGCCUGUUGAGCUGGGCCGAGCAGUGCCCGCCUCUGUGGGCAUGCCCCAUUGCAGGCAGCUGUGAGUGCGCCCGGGUGUGCCCCGCACAGGCGGAGGGCUGAGGAGUCCCAGCCUCACCGUAAGCAGCAGGGACUCUGCAGGCCCGCGCCCCUGGGGGUGUUGGCGUUCUGCACUCUUCCCAGGCACAGCGCUGCUCGGCAACCUUUGAGGCUGCUUCCUGGCGGAGCUUGACAGGCCCAGGCGCUGACGGAGCCAGCCGUGGGUGCCCCAGCUGACUGGGUAGAGACGGCCACAUUCCAGCUCCGGGCUGGCCACGAAGCCAGAUCGUGUUCCCACAGGGACUGGCAGGCCCAGCCGAGCCGGCCGGCGCUGAAGGGCGGAUCCUCCUCCCCGUGAGAGGCCAGAGGCAGAGGAGAUGGAGGAGCAGGUGUUCAAGGGCGACCCGGACACCCCCCAUUCCAUUUCCUUCUCGGGCAGCGGAUUCCUGUCCUACUACCAGGCCGGGGCGGUGGACGCCCUGCGAGACCUGGCCCCCCGCAUGCUGGACACGGCCCACCGCUUCGCGGGGACCUCGGCAGGGGCGGUGAUCGCAGCCCUGGUCAUCUGUGGGAUCGAGAUGGAAGAGUACCUCCGCGUGCUGAACCUGGGCCUGGCCGAGGUGAAGAAGUACUUCCUGGGGCCCUUCUCGCCGUCCUGCAGAAUGGUGCGCAUGAUGCGCCAGUUCCUAUACAGCACGCUGCCCGAGGAUGCCUACAAGUUCACCACGGGGAGGCUGCACGUGGGCCUCACCCGCUUCGAGGACGGCGAGAGCGUGGUGGUGUCCGAGUUCACGUCCAAGGAGGAGCUCAUCGAGGCGCUGUAUUGCAGCUGCUUUGUCCCCGUGUACUGCGGCUUCAUCCCCCCGACGUACCGAGGCGUGAGGUACAUCGACGGGGGCUUCACCAGCAUGCAGCCCUGCUCCUUCUGGACGGACUCCCUCACCAUCUCCACCUUCAGCGGGCAGCAGGACAUCUGCCCCCGGGACUGCCCCGCCAUCUUCCACGACUUCCGCAUAUUCAACUACUCCUUCCAGUUCUCCCUGGAGAACAUCACCCGCAUGACCCACGCCCUGUUCCCCCCGGACCUGGUGAUCCUGCAGGAUUACUACUACCGGGGCUACGAGGAUGCCGUUGCCUACCUGAGGCGGCUGAACGCUGCGUACCUCGACUCCCCCUCCAAGAGAGUGAUCUUCCCGCGCGUGGAGGUGUACUCCCGGAUCGAGCUGGCGCUGGGCCAUGAGUGCCCCGAGCGCAGCCGGCUGUGUCCCCGGAGGUCCUGGGCCCGGCCGGAGGAGCCCACUCCGCCCCACGUCCAGGGGGCCGGGAGGGGCAGCCGCCCACCUGCGCCCCCACCCGUGCACACGCUUCAACCCACGCCCGAGGGGCCCGUGCAGUCGCCCGUCCCCCGGCCUGCCUCUUCGCCUCUGUCUCUUGCUGCACCGCCGCCGGCCUCAACACUGCCGCAUCCUCCGGGUGACUUGGCACCCGGGCACUUCACCGCCGGCUCCACACCCGGCUCAUCGCCGCCUGGUGCACCCGCCGGGCGGCCCCCUGUGUCACCUCGGCCGCAGGUCGGAGCCCCACCCAGUACAUUCACACCUCCAAGGCCCUCAGCUGUCCCUGUACCUCCAGCAGCAUCACCCGCUCGGCCACCCCUGGAGGUGCUAGGCCCAGCGCAGCCCCAAGCUCUCCUGGCCUCUUCAAAUCCCAGAAGUGCCACGGCUCUGACGAACGUGAAGGAACCGGUCAGCAGGUCCCACGCCGUGGAGAGCACGGCCGCAGACUCGAACUGGGUCAGCAAAGUGUUCAAGAGGAACAAACAGAAGACAAGCAGCGCCCGGAAAGGCUUCUCCAGACCUCCCCGAUCCAAAAAGCCGAGCAGCAAAGCACAGUCCACGCCCUGCGCACCCGACCUCCCUCCGCUCUCCGCCCCCGGGGCCGUGUGGAUCACCUACAGGCCGCACCCCAGCCGGAGCCAGGAGAACAGCGGCCCUGAGGAAGCUGUGAGCCGAGAGAGAAAACCUGAGCUGGACCAGGAGAGAAUGUGAGUGGACCCGAGCGCUGGGGACCCGAGGACCAGAGGACGCACGGACCGGUGUCCCCCUGCGGCUCGCAGUCAGACCCAAGCCCAGGCCUGGGAGGGGGACGCCCGCCACCACCCUGACACUGCCUAGGUCUCAGCUCCCAGAGCAGCUCGCGUCACACAGCCCCUCCGCUUCCCGAGCCCACUGGCGUCCGGAGGCCCCAGCCCACCCGGCCAGGUUUGCCUCCUCCUCGGGACCAGCCCGGGGGGCAAACUUCAGGGCUCCAGCAGGACUGAGCCAAAGACUCCCUUUGGCGCUCCCCGUGGUGUCCACAGACCAAGUUCCUCUUUUAUUUUGAUUUUUAUUCUCUCGGGGUGCCCACGGGUCUGCCUGGAACCGCCGGCGUGGGCCUGGCACACAGCCUGGGCCUCGGGGUCCGCCGAAGCCCCCAGGCUUCCACAGUGUGGGGGCCUCUCGCCUGGCUUGGACUUCUGGAGUCUUGUGUGCUUGUGGAAAACAAGCUGUCAGAGCGGCAGGACCCCAGGUAUCCCCUCCAGGCGCUGGUGCGAGCACACUGUCUGCUGUCCACACCCCAGUGAAAAUGGCCUGGGAGAAAGACACCCUCAGCCUCAUUUCUCCAGCCCGUGCAGGAAGAGAGGCGCCCCCAGCUCCCCAGAGGGAGGCCGAGGAGCCCGGGCUCCGCACAGCAGCUGCAUUUGCUGAACAAACCCUGGGAUGCAAAACCCUCUGCACAGAUGGGCGAACGUGCAGCGCAGACUUGGGAGCCCGAGGGGGGCAGGCGCGGCUUGAAGCCGAGCUGGGGGGGGUCCGCUGUGUGCAGGGCCAUCGCAGCGGACAAAACGGACCUGGAGAGGGAGGCGCAGAGGCCUUGCGUUCCUGUCUCUCCGAGUCUGAGCCAGACCAGCGAGGAGGGCGCUUGAAGGUUUUCGUGGUAGGGACAACACAGGACCCUGGGGUGGCCCCCGGGUGCAGACCUUUCAUCCCUGAGGCCCGGAAUCCACCCGAGGGAGAAAGGGAUUCUGUCUUAUUCCUGGGCAGCCGGGGGAAUCGAACUCACUAAUAACUGUUGCCUUCGGGCAGAACCUGCACGCUUUCACUGUCAGUUCUGUUACGAGGAUCAAUAAAUCCCCUGCGGUUGUCU